Molecule: messenger RNA, 345 nt
Organism: Sporothrix schenckii 1099-18
Lineage: Eukaryota; Fungi; Ascomycota; Sordariomycetes; Ophiostomatales; Ophiostomataceae
Exons: 1
Coding region: 1-345 (114 amino acids)
Source: RefSeq, a predicted model, not a curated record
AUGCCUAACGUGUCGGUGUAUUUUACCCAUCUGGAUGGUGGUGCGCUGCAAAAAUUGGUUUCAGUUGAUGGCCUCCCACAAGGCCAGAAGAGUGCGGGUGUGGUGGCAGCCAUGAUCCUGGGAUCCUGGGCCAUGCUCGUCCAGCUGCUGCAUACAAACGGAGCCGACGUGCAUGCGGUUGCAGGGCUUAAGUCGGAGCUCGCAUCUCGUUACGGACGAGGUGGUGUUGAAAGCGCUCAGUGCAGUGAUCUUAAUGAGCCUAUUUCGAGAUUCCUCUCUCUCUCUCUCUCUCUCUUCUCUCGGAGUCUGCGAAUUCCUUCCCCGUGCAUCUUUAAUAUUAUAUAA